Messenger RNA from Spirometra erinaceieuropaei, 5864 nucleotides. The record is from the annotation of a GenBank genome assembly. NCBI's taxonomy places the organism in Eukaryota, Metazoa, Platyhelminthes, Cestoda, Diphyllobothriidea, Diphyllobothriidae.
AUGCUGGAGGAAAUUUUAAAAAACAUGUACAUCGAGCCUGAGCUUUUACAGGAGCUCUCAGAAGAACAGAAACAAAUUUUGUUUUGCUCAAUGAGACAAGUCCGUGAUUUGUUCCUUAAGUUAUAUUUCAUAGGAGCAAAUUCGCAGGUAUAACGCGUGGAUUGAAACUGCGCCGCCCAAAGACCCUAGUCAGUAAUGAAUUAUAGUUUCCUCUUGUCUGAUUUCUUAAUAUCAAUAACGUGCAAUUACAUUCAGGCCGUUUGUCGGUUUGUUUGGGCUGUACUGCUAAGUAUUACUUCUCUGAGCACUCGAGCAUCUGUUAUUUUCAAACCCGACCUUUACUCAUCCCCUAUAUAGCAAGUGGACGUUUACUGGUUUUAUGCUUAUUUCGAAGAUGCUUGCAAUGUAUUGCAUGCAAUCGUUUUCAUUACGGAAUGUUUGGUGGCCUGUUAUUGUAAUGUUUGCGAUAAGGGAUAGAGAAUUGCGUGCAGUAAUGGUUGAAUUUAGCAUGUAAAUCCCGAUACUUAGCAAGGGAUACACUCAGUUUAGAGAAGUUUUGAUGAUUGCAAGGCGUUAAGAUAUAUGCAUAGGCAAUAUGCUUCAUACCAUUUCAAGACCUUAUUGGACCGGGUUUCAGUGUCUGCGGUAAAGCAAGUCCUCCCUUUUCCAGCUACGCCUAGAAAAAAGGAUCCUAGCCAACUUUAUCAGGUCCGAUUCAAAGAGGACCCAUACAUCAUUGACGAUCUACACUUCUCCGAUGAGAAUGAGAAGUAAGCUUUACAUCUUUUCUGCGUUGUUCGCUUUGAUCAUUUGCAUAUCUUGAUUUAUACAGCCGUUAACUUCUUGACUCGUUGUCAAGAUUUUGGGGUGAUCAUCGCCAGUUAUACUAAGAAAGCGAAGAUCCCCUUGCCACUUUCUGCUUUUUGAUGACCGCUUUUGUCCUUUCCAUGGAGAAAACUUCAUCCCUAACACGCCGGGAGAAGGAAGUUUCAUUUGCACUCUAAAAUCAAUUGCGACAAUGCUUUAAAUAAGUUACAGCCCUUGCGUUUUUCGAAAGCGCUGUUGCAUACGAUGGUCCAGUGAGGGGUUUCGGUUUAGGUUCGUCAAGCUUAUCCGACUAAUGCGUUGACUGGGCCUUAAAGCACAUGAUUUUAUGGCUCCCUGUCUUCUCCUCGACCGAAAGUGAUCAUAACCUAUGGCCACAGAUAGGCCCCUUAUGUCAUUAAAGUAGACCAGCUGUAUAUCGUAGAGAUGUGGUGCAGACGAAUUUUCUGCAUCAAUUCGUUUCACCCAUCAACCGCUGAUGAUUUCAGAAAGACAAAUUAGUCGGCCUGUGUUUUAUAUAUUUUCACUCAAACUCUCGGCUUAGGCAAGAGUCGCCAUUACGUUGCAGAGCUCCUUUUAUUGUUUAUUUUGACGUCAAUAACAAGCAUCGCUUAGCUUCACUGGUUUGAGUGCUAGACCUGUUUCAUCCGUGUUCAGUGAAUGCUUCCGUUCAGUUUAAAUAACAGGAAAGAUCUACCUAGGGCUGGCUCUGUAUAUGGGCCAUUCCGUUUGUUAGUAUUUACUGUAGGCCGUUUUUUAAGUUUUCGUCUUUGGCUGCGCUCAGCAUUUCUCUGUAACAAUAAACUGACAGAUAUUGGGUUUUUAGCUAGCAUCGUUUCUUCACUGCAAUUUUUGGUGCAUAAACGCAUGACUACAUCUAUUCUUACUUAUUUGAAUGUUUUUCAUUCCGCCAACUCGAGGAACAUUUUCUUGGGCUGACUGUUCAUUUGGGAAUAAGAAAUAAGAGCACGGUCAUACCGCUUUGCAAUUUUUCCUCAUUCCUACCUCUGACGGAGGGUCUUCGUUAAGCUUAUUGCCAUGCCUUCUCCAUUCGGGAUAAUCAACACUAUCACGAACAUGUACACCGCACAUGGCCAUUAUUGCCUCUGAAAUAGCAGUGACAGCAGAAUCCAUGAGCCUGGCGGUCAAUGAAAGUGACAUCGGAUCGUUGAUAAAUUGCCCUGUUAAAAACGGCAGCCAUCUCGAGGACAAAAACAGCUAAAAUUACCCAUCUUUGAAAAUUUCCCACGACCAACAAAUGCAGGCGGACAAACGGAGGUAGAAAUUCUAGGGUGAAUUCAUCGUUUGAUUGCUAGUAUGUUGUGCCAUUCGUUUUUAGAGUGUCCAGCGAGCUUUCCAGUAAAUAAGCGGACUUCGACUUGAGUCAUUUGUGGACUGAAAGCAACAGCUCGUUAAUAACCAAUGCGUCCAAGAAACUCGUUGUUUACCGCUCAAGGUCUGGCGUUUGCGACAAAUCCAGUCAGCUCGGUGUGAUUUGUCCUCGGUGACUUUUCACUCGUCUUCAGGAGACGAUUCCGCUAUUUUUCAUAUUCUGAUCUUAGAUCAGUCUGACUGCCUAAUUUGAUAUCAGCUUGGGGAGACACGGCAUUCGAAUAAAGACCUUCCGAGAUAUUGGUUUGCCACCCGCUUGCCAUGUUCUGCCCUUGUAUUUCAAUAGUGUGGCCGACGUUUUCUCCCGGCGAGGAUUUGCUAAAUAUCAGUUGACUGCGCAUUUCAACUCAUCCUUGAUGAUAGACUAAAGCAAGUUUCAACUGGUCGGACGGUCUAUUUGUUAAACCCAGCAGUAGAAUUCCCGUCCACGUUUGGUCGAAUAGCGGUGUCUUAAAUAUAAAUGCGUCGCAAGAAGGUUUUCCAUUGAUCUGUUUGGGAAAUUUGUGCAUCAUAUAUAUAUAUAUAUAUAUGCAUAAUAGUAGAGGGACACUCACCGAUAGUUUUUACGGAACUCACUCGUCCCGUUGUGCCUUACAGUCUCUCGAGUCCAACCAGCAGUCCCACAACGGCGCAUGAUAUAGACAGAAUGUUAUUACCGACAAAAACAAGGGAGACUAGAAUGGCCUCUAUCGUGGUACAUUCUCAAUCGAAACCGACAUGACAACGAGCCCGUGGCUCAGUGGUUAGAGGCGUCGGACUUCUAACUAACAGGUCGCAGAAUCGAGCCCCAGGUGUUCCACACUUCGGGGUUGGGUAUGGCUGGCUGGCGAGGGCUAAUAGGCCUGAAAUGGCCAUUCCAGUCUCCCUUCUCUUUGUCGGCAAUAGCAUUCUGCAUAUAUACGUAUAUGUCAGGCGAAUAAUUUCAGAAAUUAUUCAAUGCAGGACACGGAGUUGAAUUUCCGGAACAUGACCUUUUAGGAUCUGACCCGAAAUUCCAAUGAACAUCCGAGUCGCCAUAUAUAUGUAUAUAUUUUAAUCAGGAAUGGACACACACCGAUCUGUUGGUUUUCUGAGGCAAACAAGCUCUGUUUGAAUAACAAAGGUCACGAACAGGCAACUAACUACGAGACCGAAGUCGGCCAAUGUAGAAUGGCAGCGAGGAGGGACGACAGAGAAUGUGGGUAGAUUUAUACAGCACUGUUUCGGCUUCGGGUUAUUUUGCAUUCAUCCAACCAAUCAUAACAUUAAACAGCAGCUGGGACUGGAAACACAAACAUGCGCUCCGACACACCCAUCUGGUAGAUCCCUGUGGUGGGCCAGCUGCGCUAGGUGUGUCUGAGCGCAUGUUUGUGCUCCCGGUCCCAUUUGCUGGUCAGGGUCAUAAUUAACUGAAUGAAAGCACAAUAGUCCCGAAACAGUACUGUAUCAGUCUACCCGCAUUGUUUGUCGUCCCUCCUUGCUGAUAUUACACACACAUACACACACAUAUAUAUGAGCAGCGGAGACUAUCUCGGGAAUCAUGUCUUUACUGCCUUGACGUUCCAAAAGCAAACAAGCUGGUAUCGUCCGGUGUUUGCGUUGUUCUGCGCUCCACACCUUUUUGAGGUUGGCGAUCACGCCGGCUUGCCGAUUAUUACAGGGCAAUCGGGAGAAUAUGGUCCGUACCCUCGCCUUCUGCCGCACUGAUCCGUCGGGAAACCUGUUUGCACAUUGGCGUCUAUCGCCUGCGUCUGCGUGGACUUUGAUUGCCCUCUCCUGAGUCGCUUCCUUUCCACUUCUCGACUGCUCUUACUCUCUUCUCUUCGGCAGUGGUUGCUGCACUAGUGUUGACAGUUAAGUCUUCGUUUAAUGCGGCUUCUGACGUGUCUGCGGUCACUUUCAGCCUAACUUUCAUUUUACCUGUGUUUACGUCCGGCCUAGGCAUCUCUGAUGACGCAAGCUCGUCCGCUUUGGUACAAUAUGACUAUGAUUUCUGAGGUCACCUCUUAUUUUCGGUUAUUUCUAUCGACACACAUCUUUGCAUCUAUCAAUACUAACAUACGCCUUACUUUGACCGUCGCGGGCGAAGUUGAUCACUGCUCCACCAAGCAGACGCAGCCGGGACUUGCCCCUCAAUUUAUUUACACUGCAACAGACUUGCACUCCAUCUGCCUCACUCUCUUCUCACAUUCGAUGUCGUCUGCCGGCAAGCCAAGGUCAGGGCGACCGGAGUUGGGCGUGGACACUGUGGUUUACAAAGUCAGACGGCGCGUCUGUGUGGGCCACGCACGAUCGAGUUGUCAAUUCUUAACUUACUCGAUUUCUUUGGCGAGCGUCUGUUCGAUCGUACUGUCGACCCGUCGGCCGGAUAUCAAUCGUAGAUCGUCUUCACAGUGUGGACUGGAAGCUUCAUGUUUUCAGUGGCAGGCGUUGAUCCGCUCAAAAGUAACCCUGUGACAGCUGUCUCUUCUGGCGUUUUUUCGGUCUUGUCAGUCUGUCUGGUCAGCACGAGAGUUCGUUCCGUUUUUUUCAUGUACAAUGAAGACAAAAAUUAGAGGUCAUAGACACAGUUAAUCGAGUCACCGCUUAGUCCCUGAAAAGAUCGAUUAAUGUUAUGAAAAACACCAUCGCUUUUGUUUCGGGUAGCCAACAGGUCGAUGUGUGCCUAUUCCUGCGCCCAAAACUAAGUGAGAGGGCAAAGAGCCACUGAUGCGUAAUAAUCGUGAGCUGCACGUCGAGUUAUCCUUUCCCCCCAUUCCAGAAAAUUUGGUUUAUCCCUGGUACACAUCCGGGCGAUGACGGUAAUAGUUUAAGGUGAAUUACAUGAUUCCACAAAAAGAUUUCAGACUUAAUAUACUCAGUUCUAUCAAAUCUGACUUUUUUUUCAAAAGGCAUAUUGACAACGCCCAAAUUAGGGUCUCGUUAGCAGACCUGCUUUUCUGUUGUCCAGUUUAUAUUUUUGACUUGAAACCGUAAGAUCCUUACCAGUCAGAGCUUUUUAAAGCAAAAUAUACCAGCACUCUGAUCAACCAAUUAUCGUACUUUUUCAGAUUUAGAAUUUGCUAAAAAUAAUCUUGAAUAUGAUAAUGGUAUAGGGGAUGUCGACUUCAAAGAUGAUAUCAUGGGGCACCAACAAGUAUUUUUCUGAUAUUAGUUACGUGGUUCAAAUAGUCCCUAAGCCAUCGAAAAACAAAGUUCGCACGUUAAAUCUUAGCCGAUGCCCGUCAAACAACAGCUUAUCCUUUAAAUCGCCCUUGAGGAUUUUUUGAGGCAUACCUACCCAUUCCAUCUAAAAAAUAUCCAUGUAUUUAUGCCGGAGCACUAACCCAGUCAAGUAUAUUUGGGGAUUGACCCGAGAAAAAAACACGCGUGGCAUGGAGGCCCUGCUAUGAAUGGAACUCCUGUUGGAUUAUUUGUGGUGUUCGAAAAUGCUUAAAGGCCUACCAAUAUCGAACACUUUGUUAAAACACCCAAACUUGGGGACCGCACAGUCUUGCACUUACAUUGGUUUUUCGUCCUUUAGACCUGCGAACACCAAUGUGGAAUUUUUGCCCUUAUCCUCCUCACCGAAAGACCCCAAAGUCGCAAUACCCAAUGGUCAGGUACUUCCUCCGUCAUGGUUCCUUUCUACCAUUCUGUCCAACUUAACUCUCUUCUUUCACAUUUGA